Telopea speciosissima is the source of this 729-nucleotide messenger RNA. Its product is annotated as guanosine deaminase-like. The transcript has 5 exons. Gene Ontology annotation, molecular function: zinc ion binding; guanosine deaminase activity. NCBI's taxonomy places the organism in Eukaryota, Viridiplantae, Streptophyta, Magnoliopsida, Proteales, Proteaceae. Gene Ontology annotation, biological process: purine nucleoside catabolic process. The record is from RefSeq and is a predicted model, not a curated record. Bases 141 to 701 code for a protein of 186 amino acids.
GGGAUACUGGUUGUAAUCUGUGGACCAGUUUUCUCUCGCUUCGAUUGAAUUUCUUCUCUUUUAUCUCUUCUUCGUCUUUUCUACCCAAUUCGGCAUCUAUUUGUAAUUUGUAAUCCAAUCCGUUCUUCUUGGUCGCCGGCAUGGAAGAAGCUAAAGUGGUGGAAACUAAGGAUGGAACCAUUUCUGUAGCUUCUGCAUUUGCUGGUCACCAGGAAGCUGUGCAGGACAGAGACCACAAAUUUCUAACAAGUGCAGUUGAAGAAGCAUAUAAUGGGGUAGAUUGUGGAGAUGGAGGUCCUUUUGGUGCUGUUGUUGUUCGGAAUGAUGAAAUUGUUGUGAGCUGUCACAACAUGGUCUUGAAGCACACAGACCCAACUGCCCAUGCAGAGGUGACUGCCGUAAGAGAGGCAUGUAAAAAACUCAACAAAAUUGAGCUCUCAGAUUGUGAAAUAUAUGCCUCGUGUGAGCCUUGUCCAAUGUGCUUUGGAGCUAUCCACCUUUCACGAAUCAAGAGGUUGGUUUAUGGUGCCAAGGCCGAAGCAGCUAUUGCCAUUGGUUUCGAUGAUUUCAUUGCAGAUGCACUAAGGGGUACCGGGUUCUACCAGAAGGCCCACUUGGAGAUAAAGCAAGCUGAUGGUAAUGGUGCCAUUAUCGCAGAACAAGUCUUUGAGAAGACAAAGGAGAAAUUUCGGAUGUACUGAUUUCUCUCAUAUCACAUAACAGGAUUAU